Messenger RNA from Thunnus maccoyii (southern bluefin tuna), 887 nucleotides. Its product is annotated as complexin-2. Gene Ontology annotation, cellular component: SNARE complex; terminal bouton. The transcript is spliced from 4 exons. Gene Ontology annotation, biological process: regulation of neurotransmitter secretion; synaptic vesicle exocytosis; neurotransmitter transport. Gene Ontology annotation, molecular function: syntaxin binding. The record is from RefSeq and is a predicted model, not a curated record. Bases 219 to 623 code for a protein of 134 amino acids. Lineage: Eukaryota; Metazoa; Chordata; Actinopteri; Scombriformes; Scombridae.
CAGGCAUCAAACGGUGGUUUGGCUGCAGACUGGUCGGGAUCCCUUUCGCCGCCUCGGUCGCUUCAGACGCAUCAGGUCCAGCAGAAAGACGCUCUGCAUCACCACAGAGGAAGGGGAAAGUGAAAAGGAUCGAGACAUCCGGAGAUCCCAGGCUUGGUGGCUACAUGCUCAGAUCUCUUUGGCUUUGAGAAGAACAACCGUACGAAUCAGCAGGAACCAUGGAUUUUGUAAUGAAACAAGCUUUAGGUGGGGCCACCAAAGACAUGGGUAAGAUGCUGGGUGGAGAGGAGGAGAAGGACCCAGAUGCAGCCAAGAAGGAGGAGGAGCGGCAGGAGGCGCUGAGGCAGCAGGAGGAGGAGAGGAAGGCCAAACACGCCCGCAUGGAGGCCGAGAGGGAAAAAGUACGGCAGACCAUCAGGGACAAGUAUGGACUGAAGAAGAAGGAGGAGAAGGAGGCGGAGGAGAAAGCGGCCAUGGAGCAGGCCUGCGAAGGGUCACUGACACGUCCGAAAAAGGCGAUCCCGCGGGGUUGCGGAGAUGACGACGAAGAAGACGAGGAGAGCAUCCUCGACACUGUCCUCAAGUUUCUGCCCGGACCUCUACAGGAUAUGUUGAAGAAGUAAAAAAAAAAAAAAAACCCAAAACAAAUCAAACGAACCCUAAAUUCAGGGUCCAGUCUGGUCUGGGCUAGGCUGGGGGGGCAAAGGGAGGAGGGGAUCUUUGUGGAAAGGGUUGGGCGAACUUUGAGUUUUGCAGGUUUCUGGAGAAGAAAGACUGGUGGGGGAACUGGUUGGGGUAUUUGUAAGCAGGUAGGGUUUGAGUGUAGAUUUGGGGAAUGUAAAGAUCAUUGGGGGCAAAAACAGAUUCGGGAGGGGGGGGGUUCUUGC